AUGCUCUCUGAGUUUGCUGAGCUCUGGCAAGCCAUGAAAGGCGAACCCUCCGCCGCACCAGAGGCUGACCCUCGCUCCAUCGACGAGGAAGAACUCCAGGGGGACGUCGAUCGGCUUCGCUGGAAGUUGGACAUCGCUAUCGAGUCCGCGGACCACCAUGAAGAGACGCGGGAGACUAUCAGGGAAACUUUCAAUGAUCGGUGGGCCACAGCCACAACCGAGUGGAAGCAUUCCAAGGCGGGCCAGGCUUUCUUGAAGUCAUGGAGGGUCGGUCAUGAUAAGGCAACCAAGGAUCACGAAGCUGCCCAGCGCAAACAGACGAAGCUUGAGACUCAGCUUCAUGCGGCUAAGCUGAAGCUCAUGCGUUUCCAGGAGGAGUAA
This is a messenger RNA of Clonostachys solani, 381 nucleotides long. The record is from the annotation of a GenBank genome assembly. NCBI's taxonomy places the organism in Eukaryota, Fungi, Ascomycota, Sordariomycetes, Hypocreales, Bionectriaceae.